Ochotona curzoniae (black-lipped pika) is the source of this 2324-nucleotide messenger RNA. RefSeq names its product family with sequence similarity 131 member A (gene FAM131A). The record is from RefSeq and is a predicted model, not a curated record. The transcript is spliced from 7 exons. Lineage: Eukaryota; Metazoa; Chordata; Mammalia; Lagomorpha; Ochotonidae. The coding region runs from base 866 to 1711 and encodes 281 amino acids.
GAUUGCAGGGAUUUGUUCCCACUUUCCUGAAGGGUGGGAACUUUGUGGUGGGCACGGUAGGGCUGCCCCUUUGGAAUGGAGAAGUGCUGGGGGACAGCUGUGAAAACUGGCAUUCUGGAGUGCUUGCUGCCAGAAGGUGGUCCAGGACCUUAAGUGGGGUGGAAACUCUAGAUUGCAGUCCGUAAUAACAGAAGUCCCUUAUGACCUCAAGAUGGCAUCUGAAAUGAGGGGGGCUGGAUGCGGUGAGGUUUUCAGCCCCUGUGUAGAGUACCUGGGCACAAGUUUCCUGCUGACCUGCCUGCCUUGUUCCCUCUGGUCUGGGAGCAGAAGACUGGGCGUUUUCCAAACUCAGUCACAGACUGCUGCUGCGUGGCUGUGACGUUGCCCUGGCUCCGCCUGCUUUGGGUGGUGACGCCUACGGCCACGCCCCCGCUCUUACGUCACCGGCCCGGUUCCCUCUCGGGAGCGGCGGCGGACGCCCGGCUCCCACCCCCUCCCCUCUCCCGGGCUCUCCCCUCCCCGGUGUCGGCCGCGGCCCGACCUUCUGCAAGGCGAUGGCCCGGGCCCCGAGCGCGGGUUAGCGUGCCUGGGUCCCCGGCCAUGGGCUGUAUCGGCUCUUGGAGCCCGGCGGGUCAGGCAUUUCUGGGGACCACCAGCUGGCUGAGGCUCAGGGACAGAGACGGCUGCUCCAGCUAAAGUGGCCUCGGACCCCGCGUGGGCUGUGGAGUGGAUCGAACUGCCGCGGGGCCUCUCUCUGUCCUCCUUGGGAUCUUCUCGGACCCUCCGAGGCUGGAGCCGGUCCUCGCGACCUUCCUCCGUGGACAGCCAGGACUUGCCAGAGGUGAAUGUUGGAGACACAGUCGCGAUGCUGCCCAAGUCCCGGAGAGCCCUCACUAUCCAGGAGAUCGCUGCGCUGGCCAGAUCCUCCCUGCAUGGCAUCUCCCAGGUGGUAAAGGAUCACGUGACAAAGCCUACUGCAAUGGCCCAGGGCCGAGUGGCUCACCUCAUUGAGUGGAAGGGCUGGAGCAAGCCAAGUGAUUCAUCUGCUGCCCUAGAAUCUGCCUUUUCCUCUUACUCGGACCUCAGUGAGGGUGAACAAGAGGCUCGCUUUGCAGCAGGAGUAGCUGAGCAGUUUGCCAUUGCAGAAGCCAAGCUCCGAGCAUGGUCUUCAGUGGAUGGUGAGGACUCUACCGAUGAUUCCUAUGAUGAGGAUUUUGCUGGGGGAACUGACACAGACAUGGCUGGGCAGCUGCCCUUUGGGCCCCAUCUCCAGGACCUGUUCUCUGGCCGCCGAUUUUCCCGGCCUGUGCGUCAGGGUUCCGUGGAGCCUGAGAGCGACUGCUCACAGACCGUGUCCCCAGACACCCUGUGCUCUAGUCUCUGCAGCCUGGAGGAUGGGCUGCUGGGAUCCCCAGCCCGGCUGGCCUCCCAGCUGCUGGGUGAUGAGCUGUUCCUUGCCCAACUGCCCCCCAGCCGGGAAAGUGCCUUCCGCAGCCUGGGCCCCUUGGAGGCCCAGGACUCACCCUACAAUUCGCCCCUCACGGAGUCCUGCCUUUCUGCAGCCACCGAGGAGCCAGACCCCUGCAAGGACUGCCACCCGCACUGCCCGCCGGCCAUGGGCAGCUGGGAACGGCAGCGGCAAGCCUCCGAGGUGGCCUCCUCUGGGGGAGUGUCCUUAGAGGAGGAUGAGGUGGAGCCAGAGGAACAGUGACCCAGAUGGCAUGCUGGAUAGUGGCCCUGGUCCCCCUGGCCGCUGCCAAGGGGGCAGAGCCUCUGCGUCCCAGCGUGGGCCCCGGGGCUCUCAGCAGCAGCUGGCUCCACAGCGGGAGCACUCACUUCUCUGUUGUCGUCGUGUGUUUUGCAUGAAAGUGUUUGGAGAGGAGGCAAGGGCCAGGCUUUUGGGGGCGCAUGUCCUGCUCCCUACUCGGGGGGGUUUGCCGGGGGUUGCCCGGGACCCCUGGAGCAUAGCUACAGCUGUGGCAGACAGUGAUGUUCAUGUUCUUAAAUCAACAGCGCCACACACACACAUUUCCUCCUUGAAUGAUGUGAACCCCUAAGGGACUUACUGUGACUGUGCUGUGUGGGGGUGGCGUGGGAGGGAGCCUGGCUACCGCCUCCACGCGCCCUGUGCCUCUCUUUUCUGCUUCUCACCUCCAAGUCCAUGUGUAGUGCUUGAUAGACUCACCCCCACUUCAGGGGAGGGGGAGCCGUUCCCCGGGACCCCCUGCUCAGCUGGGGCUCUCCCUGCCCUGUCCCAAUGCCGUGCUUCCUUUCCCCAUCAGCUCUAAAUCUUUUUCCCCGUGAAGCCAGGGCUGUGGGUCUGU